GUCGAAUCAACCCGCCUGCACUGGGCUCUCGAGCACGACCUGUCUGGGCCGACACGAAUCCUCAAUCCCUCUCUUUUCCUGUCUUUUCUCUCCUCUCCCCUUUUCCUGUCCACCCCCGCUCCCCCCAUCUAACGCCGUUGCGUCGUCCUCUUCUCCAGGCUCGUGAAUUCUACGCCCAUGACGCCUGUAUAUUGAACAAUCCCCGUCCUUCCUUUUAGUCUACGUCUCUUGUUUUCUUUCCUUGUGAAAUCGCACCCAGCCUCUCUCGUCUUCGCCCUUCCGACGAACCGCAGGUCGCCAAUGAAUUGGGGAGAGCGCAGGGCAGCAGGAACUGGAACCGGAUUUGUUACGGCCUCUUUGGGAACGCCCUAGAGCGGAAAGCUGCACGACUGACAGUUGAGCGGCGGCGAACCUUGCCUACUCGGUCUCCUCCACGCCCCCCUGACGCUCCUUGCUCGGCCGGCCAGCUAAGCCCUCUGAGCUGUUUUUUUUUUUCCCUCUCUCUCUUUCCUCCACCUCGACUUGCCUGCAAGUCCCCUCCCAUCCAUCCAUCCAUCCGUCCCCGAGGGCUUGGACUAGACUCGACACCAGACUGUCGUCUCGUCUUCUCUAGCUUGACCUCGGCCAAGGAACGAGCCUCAGCUGCACAGCGUCGAACCCGCCCUGCAUCAUCUGCUCGCCACGACCCGAUUGUCCCGUCGACUUUUAAUUCUCUUCUGGUUUUGCUUGCAAGGAACCAAAAGGUCAAUUUAUUUUCGCCGUCGCAAUAAUCAAGGCAUCAGAUCGAAUCCACUCCUUGAUUAGCCAACGACAUUUUUUUUUCUUGCUGCCCCUUGUGGUCCACACACGACACCUCUCCAAUACUACCACGUUUUGGUAAUCCCCAAUAUCGAGCCGCCCUUCGAUUUCUUCUUCCAUUUGCCCUGCCGACCUCGUUCGACCGGUGAGCGGAAUCGAGUUCCACCACCCACACCUGCUCCGACACUGGCAGCCUGGCAAACCCAGCUGCGGUCUGCACCGUCGGCGACGCUCCUUCGACACCUCCUCUUCGGCAUUUAGACGAGUCUUCCAGAAAGAACGACCAAACCAAACCAGAGACGAUAUCCACCGCCUCUUCAGAUAAACACGUGUCGUAUCUGAUGAGGGUCCGGUCAGGACACGAUAAUCGAUAAUGUCCAGUUCUAGAUCCGACCAUUUGACAAUCGGCAGCUUCGCCCAGGCUGCUGCUGGCCAGCCUCGGUCAAACUCGCCCACCGCGAGCACCUCACCCAACGACCCGUCAUCGAGUGCCAUCAGGUCCCCUUUCGGGCUUUCCUCGGCCAAGAUGCAGGGCGCCUCCAGAUCCGGCGCCGGCUCUCCGUCUCACGACAUGGGUGCCGGCUCGAGCAGAUUAUACUCCAAGAGAGCCCGCGAGAUUCAGGCACAGGAAGGAGUCCCUGGCCUGCCCGUGAACCCGUGGGGCGGCCCUCCAACCAGCGGCAACUCGACCCCGUUGCGCGAGAACAUUCCCGAGUCUCCCACGGAUGGGUUCCCCGACUUUGCCCAACUGCCGACCCCAGAGAGCCUUCCCCAGACGAGGCGGGCCCGCGCCGGGACGGUCCCCUCGCGCUUCUCUCCCGGCGGCGCCGGGAACGGCCUCCUCAACAUACAAGCUCUGGCACCCAAGUCUUCGAGGCCGACACCCUCUCAAAGCCCUUUCCAGGCCCCUUCGCCUGGGCUGGACCCCCCGGAGUCGGCGCAGAACCCCUCGACGCUGCUGUCUAGGCUGCGUGCCGGUUCAAUGCCGCAGCGUAGCCCCUUCGCCCAGGCUCAAAUCCCAGGAACCAACUCGCCAUUCGGGCCGUCCAUUUUUAGUAGCUGGAACCCCACCGGUCGCGAGCGGGGCGCCACUCUGGCGAGCAUUGCCAGCAUCGGCUCCAACGGGCCAAGCUCGCCCGCUCAGUCCGCAUUCUCGCGGGAGGGUGCUGGUGAGAACGACGUACACAUGCGCACGCUGGACUACCUGGGACUCGCCGAGACGACCCCGCAGCCAGCCAGGGCACAGAUCGCGACGCCCUACAUCCCUACGCUUGCCGACUUCACCAAGGCCAACAACCGCUUCCGUUCCUACUCGGUAAACAACAAGGACAAGUAUGCCGACGAGGAGGAAGACGACUAUGACCCGGAGGAGCUUGCCGCCUACGAGGCUAGGUUGGUCGCAGCUCAGCUGCAAGAUCAAUUGGCUGCCACCAAUGCUGCCAUCCACAACCACAAUCUGGCCGUUCAGCAGGCAUUUGCUAGCCAGGCCGCAGUCAACCGCCCGCGUGCCAGGACUGCUGGCGUUCUUGAUGCCCCUUCGCGCAUGAUGAGGGGCUUCUACCCUACCCCAACGCGCAUGGAUAGUACCAUCACCGCGGCCGACAUCAGGCUCUCGGAUGACAAGGAGUUCGAAGAGCUUCCACAGGCUGUCGCGGCGCUCUCUCUGGGCAGGUCAAGCAGCACCAACAAUGGCCUCUUGAGUGUGGAGGAGCAGGGUCUGGAGGGUCCUACGAGCGCCCUAUGGCUCGGCAGCAUUCCCACCUCGACCACGACGUCGACCCUGACCGAGAUGUUCAAGUCGUACGGCCCCAUCCUGUCUGCUAGGGUUCUCACGCACAAGAACUGUGGCUUCGUCAACUUUGAGCGCAUCGACAGUGCCAUCUCGGCCAAGGCGAGCAUGAACGGCAAGGAGAUUUUCCCCGGGGCCGGCCCCAUCCGCAUCAACUUUGCCAAGCCGCCCUCGGCCUCCAACACCCCCGGCCACGAUGGUGCGUUCCCGUCGCCCAGCCCCGAUCCCUUCUCCAAGGGUCAGGACGGCGCCCAGGCUGCGCCCACUGCGGCUGGCUCGGGCGACUCGGCAGCCCAGCUCGCCAACGUCACGCCUACCGUUCCGCCUCUGCAUGAGAUGAUGUCGGACGUCAUGUCGAUUGUGAAGCAGUUUGGAGCCAACGAGGAUGACACGUACCGCAUUUCGCUCAGCGUGCAGCGGGCCAUCCAGUUCACCAACUUUGUUGAUGAGAUUCCUCCCAUCAAGGAGCCCGCUCACACGCGUGUGCACGAUGCGCCCAAGCUUCGUGACAUCCGCAAGAGGAUCGACAACCAGAGCCUGUCCAACGCCGAGAUUGAGAACAUCGCGGUGGACAUGCUCCCCGAGAUCGCCGAGCUCGCGUCUGACUACCUUGGAAACACGGUGGUCCAGAAGCUCUUUGAGCACUGCUCGGAUGACCUGCGCGACGCCAUGCUGGCUGAGAUCGCGCCGCACAUGGCCGAGAUCGGUGUGCACAAGAACGGCACCUGGGCCGCGCAGAAGAUCAUCGACGUCUGCAAGACGCCCACUCAGAUGAACAUGAUCGUUGAGAACCUCCGCCCGUGCACGAUCCCGCUCUUCCUGGACCAGUACGGCAACUACGUGCUGCAGGGCUGCCUCAAGUUUGGUGCCCCGUACAACGACUUCAUCUUCGAGACGAUGCUGAGCAAGAUGUGGGACGUCUCGCAGGGCCGCUACGGUGCCCGUGCUAUGCGGGCCUGUCUGGAGAGCCACCACUCCACCAAGGAUCAGCAGCGCAUGUUGGCCGCUGCCAUCGCCCUCCACAGCGUUCAGCUGGCCACCAACGCCAACGGCGCCCUGCUGCUCACCUGGUUCCUCGAUACGUGCACGUUCCCGCAGCGCCGCACUGUGCUCUCCCCGCAGUUGAUUCCUUACCUCGUUCACCUGUGCACCCACAAGGUCGCAUAUCUCACCGUCCUCAAGGUCAUCAACCAGAAGGCCGAAGCGGACGCCAGGGACACAAUCCUCAAGGCUCUGUUCUUCACCAAGAACGACCACAUCCUGGAGGCGAUCCUGUCGGAUCACGCCUGCGGCGCCACCCUGAUCUUCAAGGUGUUGACCACACCCUUCUUUGACGAGAACAUUCGGAGCCAAGUCGUCGAGAACGUCAAGGCGGUUCUUGUCCGGAUCAAGGCCCAGCCUUCGCAGGGCUACAAGCGUCUCAUGGACGAGGUGGGCCUCUCGACCCGCAACGGGGGCGGCUCGCGUGACCACAGCUCCAACAACGACCGCCCGCGCCCGGGCUCUAGGCAAGCCAGCAUGAACUCUCAUCACCGGGAGCAGCAACAAUCCCAGGGCCAGCAACAACAGUCUCAGGCCCAGCACAAGCAGCAGGUUCAGGCGGCCCAGACACAGGCCCAGCAGGCUCAGCAGCAGGCGCAACAACAGACACCGCCCCAGUUCGGCGGUGCCGGCCAGCAGUUCUUCAACCCUCUGAACCCGGCUGGCGGUGCUCCCGGCUUCGAGGCCGGUUUUGGCAUUCCCAGGAGCGAGAGCGCCGAGCCCGGCAUGCAGCAGUUCCCGGCGUUUGGUGCUCCGCCCGGCAUGUUCGCUGGUGCCAACGGCCCCAUGGCGGCCGUCAGCCUGCAGCAGCUUCAGUACCAGCAGAGCUUGCUGUCCCGUGGGGCGCCCCCCAUGGGCAACUACUUCCCCGCGGCCAUGCAGGCUGGCUUCCCCGCCUUCAACAACUCCAGCCCGUCGUCCAUGGACCAGUUUCGUAACCAGGGUGGCAUGCCCAACGGCAGCCCGAUCCAGACGCCGAGCGGCCAGAUCCCCGGCAUGCCGGCGGGCGCACCGCUCGGCCCGGUACCGUUUGGGGGCGCUCCCGGCUUCCCCAUGCCAGUGGGAGCACCUGGUGCCGGUGGCGAGGGCUUUGGAUACAACAGCCUUCCCGGUAUGCCCAACGCCGCCGCAUACAUGCAGCAGGGGCAGCAAGUCAACAAUGCCAGGCGAGGACGUCAACGAUGAACGCACUCGCGGGCCACUGAACAAAUGUAAAACUCCCACCAGAAACUAGAGCUCUGCUUGAUCAAUUAUCUCUUCUGUCAAUCCACUCGAACUUUUUCUUCAUGUUAUCCAUUUCAACUCCAGGUCUUUCACAGGGAUUUUAGGAACGGCAAGAGGGAGGGGCGCUACGUACUUGCAUUUGUUUCACUCAUGACUUGUUUAUGUGUGCCUCGCAGAAGAGCCUGGCCUCUACCGGGCUUCACCGUCUUCAUCUUGCCUUUGCAUCCAACGUCUCUUUUACCAUGCUCGACAGGGCCCGGAGUUCUUCUUUCCCGCUCUCCUUAUCCCCCUGUGUUCUUCUCUUCUGUUUUCUGGACCGGCAAACUAGGGGGCGGCAAAGAGAAAAAAGAAGAAAAAGCCCACCAAACAUUUAGAGGAGAGACGUGCAGGCCGCUCUGACUCUUGGCGUGCACAAAACGGGAGCAUCUUUUUCCUUUCUUCCUUCUAUGAUUAGGCCAUGGAGCAUACGUUGUUUUGAUGUCGACAUAACUCUGAACUCCUUUCCGAGUAAUGUCCCUCUCGUUGUCACGUCUUGUCGAAUCUGUUCCAUUUUUCUUUUCACGGCCCAACUUACUUGUAAAAUCGAUGCCUUUUAUCCGUAUCAAUCCGUAUGAUCAUGAUCAUGUCCGUGUGGCC
Molecule: messenger RNA, 5488 nt
Organism: Gaeumannomyces tritici R3-111a-1
Lineage: Eukaryota; Fungi; Ascomycota; Sordariomycetes; Magnaporthales; Magnaporthaceae
Exons: 3
Coding region: 1172-4813 (1213 amino acids)
Molecular function (GO): RNA binding
Source: RefSeq, a predicted model, not a curated record